GCGAUCUGCUUGAAAUUGGUCAUACAUGUUAACUAAAUACAUUUAGAAUACAUUCGAGUGACGACAAUUCGUUGACGUUACGUGCGUGUGGUGAGAGGAGGAUAUGUGUAAAGGAAGCACUGAUUAUGUCAGAUGAAGGGAGAGGGACGCUUUGGUCGAAAUUCGAUUCUCUUCCGAAUAAGUUGUUGCAAUUCUUUUCACGAGAUUCAGAUGGUAAGGAUAAAGUUGUUGCUGAAAGUGAACAACACAUUGUGGAUAAUUCCAACACUAGUGGUUGGCAGCGACUGAGAAAUAUGUAUAUUAAUAAAGAUGUGCAUUUUGAAACAAGUAUAUUGGUGCCAUGUAUGGAAUGGACAUUUGUUGGUACAGUACUACUCACAGGUCCUCUAGGAUGGCAAAGAGCUGCUGACCGUUAUAAUCGUUAUGCGAGAGGGCGAAUAUUUCUUAGUCCACGUGACGCAUUGAGACGUAAAUGGGAUUAUGCAUUCGCAUCAUUUUUACGCAUGGGAGCAAUUAACGGUACUCUGGCAGCAUUAUACGUUGGAUGUAUGGUAGCAGCGAUCACACACGUUGCAGCAUGGCGUGACCAUUUUUCACUUUGGACAGUUCCCGUUAUAACAACUUCACUACCUUUUAUAAUUGCAUAUCCACUUGGUUUGCGAAAAAUGGUGCAAACAGCAAAUCUAGGAUUAGCGUGCGGGUUGACACUGUCGUUGAUCGUGUUUAGUGCAUCAUAUUUUUCCAAUCAGACGAUAAACGAAACUUAUCAACAGUUCAAACGAGAACAUGAAUUGAUGUUGAGGGCUGAACGAAUUAGGGACGAAAAUCUUAAAAUAUAUCAAAAAGAGCACAAAAUUUGGCCCAAAAGUUUGGCAAAACUUAUGAUGGAUAAGGAUAAAAAGUUAGAGAAUGAAAUUUCUGAAAAUCCCUCUAAAUAAAAACUCUGGUAACACUAUGUCUACAAACGAUGUAUGUUCAUGCGUUCAUCUUCAUUCGUCGAUGCAUUUCCUUUAAAUAUUUUUAUGAACGGUUUGGUUCUUCUAUAUCUACCAAUAUAUGUUGAGACUGUGGCAUUUGGAAAUAUAGUUAUACCAAGUUGUUAGUGCUACCUUGGGUAAGUUUGCAAGAACAAAGUGUCUCUUUUUAUCAUCAUUUCCACUUCCUUUUUUUUUUGUUUGUCUCUUCCUCUCAGUCCUUUUCCCACGCUUCUCAAGAACUCAGCUUUACGGACGAACCGGACAAAUAUCCGAUUGUCACCCUGUGUUGGAAAACCGAGAAACUUGUAUUUAUAAUUUAAAUAUAAAGCGCUUUUUGAAAUUUGCUGAGGUAAGAUUGUUGUUUAUGCCGUUGUCCUCACAUUGUCAGGCUUGCCGUUGUAUGGUACUGCAACAUGUAUAUUCUUUGAUCUUAUAUGCCGCUUCUUGCAUAUAUGUUGUUAUUUAUCAUUCUAAUAAUCUUGUACGUCUUGUUUAAAUGUUGUAAAGUUCAUAUUGUCAAUCGGUUCGACCUUAUGGACUGUGGUAAACAAACUCUCCCUGUAUAAGCUCGAAACCCGGGAAUCUCGGCAUUCUUUUUUAUCGACGUACAGCGAUAUCUUCC
Molecule: messenger RNA, 1599 nt
Organism: Loa loa (African eye worm)
Lineage: Eukaryota; Metazoa; Nematoda; Chromadorea; Rhabditida; Onchocercidae
Exons: 7
Coding region: 126-938 (270 amino acids)
Cellular component (GO): mitochondrion
Source: RefSeq, a predicted model, not a curated record